AUGGAUCUCAAUACAACCCAAAACUCGGUGGAGCCCGGCCAGCUUGCUGUCCAAUUGGCUGAACAUCUAAAGAGCCUGAUACUGUUGGAUGCGGCAGAGUUCCAGAAGACGAUAGCUCACGUGCAACAAAUCUUGCCAUUCGACAUUCGAGCCCACAAAACGGAGCAGAGUAUAGAAAUAAAAAUUGAGGAUAUUACUCCGGUGGACAACCGGAUGUCUCUGCAAAAUCUAGUACAUGGAUUAACUGAUAGCUCUGACGGCGUCCCAAAGUUAAUGGACAAAGGAUAUGAUUCGGAUACGACCGAAGAGCUUCCCUACACCCCCGCGGAAUUGGAGGGCGAUACGUUUCUACCAACAUAUCCAGGAAGAUACGAUUUGGAAAUGUUUGACGCUAUUGAAUGGACAAGUUGGGUGAAUGAUGAUAUUUUGUAUGUCCUCGAUGGAGAGCCUUAG
This is a messenger RNA of Talaromyces stipitatus ATCC 10500, 453 nucleotides long. RefSeq lists its product as uncharacterized. The transcript is spliced from 3 exons. NCBI's taxonomy places the organism in Eukaryota, Fungi, Ascomycota, Eurotiomycetes, Eurotiales, Trichocomaceae. The coding region runs from base 1 to 453 and encodes 150 amino acids. The record is from RefSeq and is a predicted model, not a curated record.